CUAGACGUACACUUAUGUCACUGUUUUUUGUUCAAAUGCGUAGACUAACAAAUGAUACGAUUUUAAAAUUUCUCUUGAAUUGCAAAAUCACAUAAAUGUUAAAUCGAAUAGUUUGCGAAGAUUAAGCUCAGAAAUUAAUAUUUCUAGUGUUACGGCUAAAUUGUUUUUACUGGCGAUGAUCCAACAAAAAUCUCAUCCACAUGUUCGCGAUGAUACAAUAUUUAUUAAAAUCAUAGUUGAUGUUGGUGAUAUGUCAAAAACUCUGAUGUAUUAUCAACAAUUAUUGAUUAAAAAAGAAGAAGAAGCAUUAUUGCUUUCACAACAAUCAAUUGAAACUGACCGUGGCCAUGAUAAUUCCAACAGUCGACAAAGUUUUACAUGA
Molecule: messenger RNA, 382 nt
Organism: Rotaria socialis
Lineage: Eukaryota; Metazoa; Rotifera; Eurotatoria; Philodinida; Philodinidae
Source: the annotation of a GenBank genome assembly